Messenger RNA from Scaptodrosophila lebanonensis, 1283 nucleotides. RefSeq names its product putative transferase CAF17, mitochondrial. The record is from RefSeq and is a predicted model, not a curated record. Lineage: Eukaryota; Metazoa; Arthropoda; Insecta; Diptera; Drosophilidae. The coding region runs from base 51 to 1112 and encodes 353 amino acids. The transcript is spliced from 2 exons. Gene Ontology annotation, molecular function: protein binding. Gene Ontology annotation, cellular component: mitochondrial matrix.
UCACGAAAAUUCCGAGUUUCAGUUGCAUUUCAUAAGUACAGAAAUUCAGCAUGAAUUUAUGUAAAAAUUUGAAGUUCUUACGCCUGGCGCGCUUCUGUAUGCGCAGUUUUGGGAUACUGCCGCCUGCAGCGACAGCGAAGGCAAUGGUGAGCCGGCCCAGUAAGAAUGCCUUUACGUUAGAACCCCUGGAAAACCGCGAGCUGAUACGUGUGCACGGCGGCGAGGUUAUACCUUUUCUGCAGGGCUUGGUGACGAAUGAUGUAGCGCGACUGCAGGCGUCCGAUGGUCCGUCCUCUAUCUACGCGUUAUUUCUAAACCGAGGUGGUCGUGUGCUGUACGACACUAUAAUUUAUCGCACCAACGAUCCGAAUACUUACUUGCUGGAAUGCGAUCGUGAGGCCUCGUCAGAGCUACGUCGCCACCUACGCACCUUUCGAGUGCGCAAACGCAUUGAGAUCGACAGCGUCGAUGAUGAGUACGUGCCCUGGGUUAUAUUUAACGAGGGUAAAGGGAACUCCUUGAAUGAUGCGUCGGUUGCGCCAGAACUGUUUAUUACGCCAGAUCCGCGCCUACCAACCCUAGGCAUUCGUGUGCUGGCGCCUACGCACAUGGGCUGGGGUCGUUUGGUGAAAAGCUUCUGGCGCAAUAACGAGCUCGGUGUCUCGACAGCUACUCCCGAGAGCAAUUAUAAACUACUACGUUACAAGCAGGGAGUGGGCGAAGGCAUUAACGAGUUGCCACCGGGAAAAUGUUUACCACUUGAAGCCAAUGCUGAUUUUCUCAGUGGCGUUAGUUUCAACAAAGGGUGCUACAUGGGCCAGGAGCUAACAGCGCGGGUUCACCACUCAGGUGUUAUUCGCAAGCGGUAUAUGCCCAUCCGCUUGACCGGGCCAGUAAAGAAAUCCAUGAUUGUGAAAUCUUUGGCAGGAGCGAAUCUAGGACAUCUCUUUGGCCACACGAACGAUCGUGCGCUUGCCCUUCUUCGCAUCGAGCAGGUGCUGAACGGUCAGCAGGAACUGAUUGUGGAUGGAGAGCGCUGCUAUGCAGAGAAGCCAUGCUGGUGGCCCAUCGACUUAACGAGCAAGCGUCGUGCUGCACUUUCAACCGAAUGACCAGAUCCAAGUCAGGACAGUGAUACAAAAACUGAUGAGGAAUCUAAGUGAUUUUCACUUAAUAUAGAUGUGAUUUAUUUAAGUUUUACUGUUAUACAUUUGGCUUAUCGUCUAUAGUUAUACCAUGUAAUCGUAGUUAAAAAUUAUACCUUUGAACUGUUCAACACUCGA